GGUUCCGAAAGCGACGGACGCUACACGUGAGCCAUGGAUACGCCGUUGAGGCGCAGCCGGCGGCUUGAAGGCCUAAAUCCUCUGUCUCCAGAGACUGUUCCUGACCCCGCAGUUUCCCGAGCGAGACGGGCCCUUGUCGAGUUUGAGUCCAGCCCAGAAGAAACAAGCGAGCCCAAGUCUUCGACAGUGCAGCCGCUAGGCCUUCGGUCUCCCCAGCCUCAGCCGGAGGCAAAUUCCGGAUCACCGUGUCUGAAACAGGAUGCUGGCUUUGGAUCUCCCCAAAGGCAACCAGAGCCUGACUCCGGGUCCCUCCAACCUCAGCAAGAUCUGGGCCUGGAGUCACCUACAGGACAGACAGGAUCGAGUCCGGAAUGCCCCCAACAAGAGAAGUCAUGCAAAUCUUUGCCCACACAAGGAGAACUGGACUCAGAGGUGGUACACACUAAGGACUCGAUCCCAGGAUCCCCAGAGCCUUGCCCCGGCCAGCAAGCACUGGGUCCCGAGCCCUCCCGGCCAGUACAGGAGCUGACAUCCCAGACACCCAUCUUCCCAGAGCGCCGGCAGGAACCAAACAGGCUACCUCGGGCUGGCAAGACGGUGACAGGAGGCCUCGACAUGAAGAAACGAGUUAUACCUUCUCCCCAGGCCCCGGCGCCCAAGAAAUUGAAGGAGAAGGAGGAGCUUCCAGUAAUCCCUAAGGGGAAGCCCAAAUCCGGGCGCGUGUGGAAAGACCGCUCCAAGAAGAGGUUCUCCCAGAUGGUUCAGGACAAGCCCCUGCGUACCUCUUGGCAGCGGAAAAUGAAGGAGCGGCAGGAGAAGAAGCUGGCCAAGGACUUCGCCCGCCACCUAGAGGAGGAGAAACAGAGGCGCCGGCAGGAGAAGAAAGAGCGCCGGGCUGAGAAUCUGAAACGCCGCCUAGAGAAUGAGCGAAAGGCUGAGAUUGUCCAAGUGAUCCGAAACCCUGCCAAGCUCAAGAAGGCGAAGAAGCACCAGCUGCGCUCCAUUGAGAAGAGAGACACCCUGGCCUUGCUCCAGAAGCAGCCGCCUCAGAGACCUUUAGCCAAGGUCUGAGCUCAGUACAGCCCAGAACCUCCACAAGCCAUCUCUCAGACCACCGUCAGACAUCUCUCCUGGGGCCAGCACACCAACUCUGUAGCUUUAAGACAGGAACAGUAGCACAGAGGGAACCCAGGACCUCACAGGAUCUCCUUUCAGAUCUUUGCCAAAGUGCCUUAGGGAAGCGGUGGUGCACACCUUUAAUCCCAGCACUGGGGGGGGG
This is a messenger RNA of Phodopus roborovskii (desert hamster), 1279 nucleotides long. RefSeq names its product coiled-coil domain containing 86 (gene Ccdc86). Bases 34 to 1071 code for a protein of 345 amino acids. Gene Ontology annotation, cellular component: nucleolus. The transcript is spliced from 4 exons. The record is from RefSeq and is a predicted model, not a curated record. Lineage: Eukaryota; Metazoa; Chordata; Mammalia; Rodentia; Cricetidae.